AUGCUAUGGACAAGUGUGAUUGAUUUUAGUGCUCGGUGGGAUCAGCACAUGUCUUUGGUGGAGCUUGCUUACAACAACAGUUAUCAUUACAGCAUCCAAAUGGCUCCUUUUAAGGCCUUGUAUGGCCGAAGAUAUAGGUCGCCCAUUGGAUGGUUUGAUAUUAUAGCGGUGGAUAGCCUAGACAUUAAUUUGCUCAGAGAUAUCAUGGAGCAGGUUCAUUUGAUUCAGGGCAGGUUGUUGACAGCUCAGAGUCACCAGAAGAGCUAUUCUGACAAGCAGGUUCAACCUUUGGUGUUCAUGGUCGGUGACCAGGUAUGGUUGAGGGUCUCACCCCUAAAGGGUGUCAUGAAGUUCAGGAAUAAGGGCAAGUUCAGCUCUAGGCUUAUUGGUUCUUUUGAGAUCCUAGAUCGCGUGGAAGAGGUAGCCUACAGACUUGCCUUGCCACCUAUUCUAUCUUCUGUACAUUUAGUAUUUUAUGUCUCGAUGCUAUGGCGGUAUAUUCCAAAUGAGUCUCAUAUGAUUUCCCUUGAUUUGGUUGAGUUGAGCCCAAAUUUGACCUAUAAGGAGGAGCUUGUGGCUAUUUUGGACAGACAUGUCAAGAAGUUGAGGACUAAGGAGAUAGCUUCGGUGAAGGUUCAAUGGAGGCAUCGGACCGUGGGGGAGGCUACUUGGGAGUUAGAGUUAGACAUACAGGCCCGUUACCCCCAUCUUUUUGAGACUCCAGGUGCUUGUGAAACCCUUCUCCGCAUUCGCCGAGCUUUCUCCGUGGUCGUGGAGGGUAAUGGUUUCCUUUUUCGCAUUUGCGGAGGGUUGUUUUUGCUUCCUCCACGUUCGCUGAGUAAGAUGUAUGUAGAUGUGGAGGAUCUGAGCCCAUUGCCUCCUGCUCUUAGCAUUCUGUUGAUUGGACCAAGCUUCUAG
Solanum dulcamara is the source of this 918-nucleotide messenger RNA. RefSeq lists its product as uncharacterized. Bases 1 to 918 code for a protein of 305 amino acids. Gene Ontology annotation, molecular function: nucleic acid binding. The transcript is spliced from 4 exons. Lineage: Eukaryota; Viridiplantae; Streptophyta; Magnoliopsida; Solanales; Solanaceae. The record is from RefSeq and is a predicted model, not a curated record.